This is a messenger RNA of Solenopsis invicta (red fire ant), 3369 nucleotides long. RefSeq names its product TOX high mobility group box family member 3. Gene Ontology annotation, molecular function: chromatin DNA binding. Gene Ontology annotation, cellular component: nucleus. The record is from RefSeq and is a predicted model, not a curated record. NCBI's taxonomy places the organism in Eukaryota, Metazoa, Arthropoda, Insecta, Hymenoptera, Formicidae. Gene Ontology annotation, biological process: regulation of transcription by RNA polymerase II. The coding region runs from base 531 to 2381 and encodes 616 amino acids. The transcript is spliced from 12 exons.
CGGUCGUCGGCGGUCGCCCUCUCUCGUUACAAACCGCACUAUCUGGACGUCUUGCGUGGCACCUGCCGACCUCAACCAGUGACGAUCGUAGUCGCGUUGUCCACGUGCUACUUUGGCGGUCCAUUUUCAGACGCGCGAUUGACUGUGGUUAAGAGUGAGGAUAGCAAUCGUGGUUUUCGGUGCUUCCGAUCGUAACGUUAUUCAAUUUAUGCCAUUGUCAUUUUUUUUUUUUAAAUAAAAUUGUUAACGUUUGCCGUUCGAUCCCGGAACGCAAAAUCGAAGAUAUUUGCUGAUUACACAGCUAGACAUUUAAAUUAAACUUUGAUAAUAAAAAAUACGAGAUUGAAUCGUGAGUUCCCGCCUAAAUCAAAGUUGAUAGAAGAUCCGUAUGAAUCGUCAUUGCGGUUGCGUUAUACAUCACUCGUCGCGAUUGGAAAGUACGAACCCCAAAGCGUGCUGAACCGGUUAAGUGAUACGACAAGACAAUAUUGUGGCAAUUUUGCGUCGCAUUAGUGCAUAAGACAAAUUGUAUGAUGAGCGACGGUAUAGUCAGUGCAAUUGCGAUCAGUUUGUUCGGCGGCGAGAAGAAGCGUCGGGUCAGUAUGGAUGCUGGUUAUUCCGUUCUCAGUAGCGAUCUUGAAGCCUGCAGAAUGUUCGAUCAGUAUUCCUAUAAGAGAAACGAUAGCCUUGACUUGUCUUUGAACGUUCCACAGCAUCAUCAAACAUCAUACCAUCACGACAAUUACAAUAUGUCGGACCAAACUUUUCAUACACCGAGUUUCGGUGACGAAGACUUUGAUAUACCAACCAUUCAUCCUCAUUCGCAUCCACAACAGCAGCAACACCAUCAACAACAUGACUCUAUGUAUGGUCAGCCACAGAUAAUGCAAGGUAGCGGUCUGCAACAAUCACCGGAUGGUUUGAAUUUAGACGCCGGUGGAUAUCAGCAACAGCUCUAUUUACAGCAAGAACAUUCGAUGCAACAGAUCAAUGUCAGCUCAGCAUAUGGCAACUCUCAAGGUUCGUAUGCGACAAUGAGCUCUCCGCGUCAGCAGCAACAACAUAGCGGACAGCAAUUGUUAAUGUUGCAACAGCAGCAGCAGCAGCAGCAAGUUCAAAUGCAACACAUGCAGUAUAUGCAUUCUCAACAACAGCAGCAGCAGUUGCAGCAGCAGCAGCAGCAGCAGCAGCAGCAGCAGCAGCAACAACAACAACAACAACAACAACAACAACAACAACAACAACAACAAAUGCAAUACAGAAGUCCUACCGGAGGCAGUCCAACCACUAUGCAAGCCAACAAUAUUCCAGAGACGAAUAAUAAUACUACGACCAGCGAAGAUAGCGAUGAUAGCACUCCACAUUCUGGAAUGAUUGCUAUGGUCAAGCGUGAGCCACCGUCGCCAGAAGCAACUGACGUUGGAGCGAAGAAUCAAAGAAAAACGAAGCCACAGAAGAAAAAGAAGAAGAGAGAUCCUAACGAGCCACAGAAGCCGGUGUCAGCGUACGCCCUUUUCUUCAGAGAUACUCAGGCAGUGAUUAAGGGAAAACAUCCAAACGCUAGCUUCGGCGAAGUAUCUAAAAUCGUUGCAUCAAUGUGGGAUGCAUUGGACAUUGAACAUAAAAAUUAUUACAAAAAGAAAACAGAGGCAGCUAAGAAGGAAUAUUUGAAAGCUCUUGCAGCAUACAGAGCAUCUCUGGUAAGCAAAGGUGCAGGUGAAAAUGAACAAAAACAACAAACACAACAGCCGCAACAACAAAUGCAAUAUAGUGGAUACACAGGCUACGCCAACAAUACUGCGCCAGGAAAUGUUACAUAUCAAGUCUACAGCCCUCAGCAUCAACCUUCAUCGCCUCAACAGCAACAUCAGCAACAGCAACAAAUGACUGUUAAUAAAAAGUCACCCCAUCAUUUAGCCAUGCAAGGAACUCAACAACAAACAUUAAUGGGGAGUGUAAUGGCACCACCGCACAUGACACAACAGCAACAACAGCAUAUGCAACAACAGAUUUCACAACAAUAUAUGCAGGUGUCUCAGCAACAACAAGUGCAACAGGUACAAGUGCAGCAGCAACAGCAGCAACAAAUAAUACAUACAAGUCCACCAAGAGCAGAAUUUAUAAAAUCUGAAGAUUUAUCGAUAAAGUCUGAAACUUUAUCUAGUUCUUCAUCGCCGGUGAAUCCUUCACAAGUGGCUAUGACAGGACAAGUGCCGCCACCUUGUAUACAUCAGGGAUGUCCUAAUCCUGCUAUAUCCAAUAACGAAUGGGAGGAUGAAUACUGCAGUAACGAGUGUGUGGUCAGCCAUUGCAGAGAUGUAUUUAAUACGUGGGUGUCUUCAAAUCAAAAUCCUCAACAAAAUUAUUCUACAGUUAAAUAAAUAUUCUACAAGAAAUAAAACGCAGUAAUUACUCAUUGGCCUCACAACUUAAUGGCCUGUUGUUAAUCUGUAAAGUAAGAUAUUUAAACAGAUUUAUGUACAUAAGAAAGAGCUGGUGAAUAACAACUUUUUAAAAUGUUGAGACUAUUCAUACAGCGACAGAAAUACAUCAUUAGAGAAGUUGGCGAAUAGUUUGAAAUAUGAAUGGUAAUAAUAUUCAAAUGUGUUCUCUAUGUUUGUGCAUGUCAGCGAGAGAAUGAGAAGACGAGAGAGGGGCGCAAGAAGAUGAUGGCGAAAUAAACUUGUUCUUUUUCUUUUUUUUUAAGAAAUCUAGAAUGUAUAUUGAAAAGCCUUAUCCAAAAACUUAUUACUCAGGCCAAAGGUCUUUGUUUGUAAGGAAUGUAUCGCAACUUGAGUAAUUUAAAUAAGUGCAUUUAUUUACACUUACAAGAAGUUAAAUGACAACCAAUAUUUUUUGUAUUCUCAGAUACUCCUUACUGACAGGCAAAGCGUGCCAAUUGUACAGACAUUUGUUUCCUUUUCUAACAUAAAUAUAGUGUUGCAGUUUUUAAAAGUUCAUUGAACAGGAACUGGUUCUUUGAAUUAGAUUGUCUUAUCUGUAUUUCUCUGAAUUAUCUACUUGUCAUUUUGAUAUAGUCAACAAAAUAAUACAGUACAAGAGCGAAUGGGAGCCAUGUAAAAUGUAUAAGUAAGUGCACUACGUUCAAUGUGUGUUUCGUUCAUGUCGCGAAAGUAAUAGUUAGAUAAAAAGAGGACUAUAGCAUAUCAUUACACGCCAUGGUCACAAAUUGUCUUGUUUCAUUUUAAUGCGUAAGAUUAAGAAUAACAUUUAUAUUUGUUAAUAUAUUCAUCGAUUAGACAUAUAUUUUUAAUUGUUCGUAAUUAUGGAUAUCUUGAUUUGAAACAGUUAUUAUUGAUAAAUGUAUUAUAUACAAGUAUGAAAAAAUAAAAAUGUUGUAUUAUAAAU